AUGAAGAGGAUAAUGGACGUAAAGACGGCGACAGCGAGGGUAGCGUUGGGGAUCACGACUGUCAUGGGUGCCUCCAACGGCACGAUGUCAGAGGAGAACACAGCAGGUGCCACAAGUGCCUCUGACCAAACAGAAGCUGAAGAUUUACCUGGGCAUACCACUGACCUAGACAUCAGUGCCCCGCUGAAACAAAUAAAGAUAAACAAAAAAUUGAAUGAAGGGAAAGAGCAAAGAGUUGCAAGCGUUCCACCUGGCUGGCAAGAUGAUGACUGUUAUCCAAUCACAGACUCCGUAGGAAAAGCUAUAAUUUUCAAUAACAAAACAUUUAAAUCCAACACUUCCAAGAAACCCAGGAUGGGAAAAUAUGGAGAGACAGGAGAUGAUGCAAAGCAGCUCAAGUCAGUUUUAGAAACGCUUGGUUUUACAGUGAAAUUAAAGGAAAAUUAUACUGUGGACAGAAUGUUAGGACAUCUUCAAAAUAAGGUGGCUGCAAAAGAAUUUGGCAAAAAUGGGUGUUUCUUGUGUAUUGUUUUGACACAAGGCGAAGAAACAACAGUGGAACAAGAACAAGAUGGCACUGUAAGAACUACCCAUACUGAUCCAAAAACAAGACAUUUUUGGGGAAUAGACAGAUCUGUCACUGUUGAUAAGUUAGUGAGACCUUUCAAGGGUGACAAGUGUCACGAGAGUCUGGCAGCAAUACCCAAAAUAUUUAUCAUACAGGCAGAUGAGGAAAUUAUCUUGCCUAUCAUAGAAAAAGCUAGAAGAUUAUACGUGGAAAAAGGUCCAAGACUUGCGACAAAGCCUCAGCCAUAUCUUAUUCCAGCAGAGGCCAAUAUAUUGGUUGUGCACUCAGUCAUUCCAAGUGACUGGUCUUGGUCAUGGGAAGGAGCAAGCAAUGAGGACUACUGCUUUGUAGAGGGCAGCACUACAGAAAAUAAACUCCAAAAAGAUCAGAAGAAACAGUUAUCUUGUUUUGUUCAUCACCUGUGCAAAGUAUUGAGUGAAGCUGGACGUGAAGCCGACCUUCAGUCUAUGUUGACACAGGUUCGUGGUAGAGUUGAGAAGGAUGUUCUGACAUACUUAAGGUUGUGGGAAGGAGGAGAACACGGCUACCUCUACGAUAUGUGUGACCUUAUUCCUUACAUUUCAUCUAGCUUGCUCAAGGACGUUUAUUUUCACAAGACCGAGUGACAGCAGCAGUUUUCUUUGUAUAAAAUGUAUUUCAAUGAAUUUUAUCUUGAAACAUUUCAAAAUGUGGUCACUAAAUUGUACUAGAGGAAAUAUGAUGGUCACAAUUGUCUCAUAUUCUCUGGCAAACAAUUAUUCUGUACUGCACAUGGAAGCUGGUGCUCAGAUAUGACAAAAAGAUGGUUAUAAGAAAAUAUCAAAAUCAUGUUUAAACUAUUUUUAAAUAUUAUUAAUAUUAUAAUUAGUUAUAAUUCAAAUUCCAUGGUACAUAUUAAUUUAAUAUCAAUGUGUCUAAAAUUUAAAUCACUGAUGGAGACAAUAUCCUGUUAUAACAUAUACUACUUAAUUUCUCUAACUGUUACAAUUCUUUUGUUUUAAUAAGCCAACAGAAAACUAAACAUGAUUUGCAGCACACCAUAUGAUUAUGAAUAAAAAUUAACAAAUAUAUAAUGA
Molecule: messenger RNA, 1644 nt
Organism: Lingula anatina
Lineage: Eukaryota; Metazoa; Brachiopoda; Lingulata; Lingulida; Lingulidae
Product: caspase-7-like
Biological process (GO): apoptotic process; positive regulation of neuron apoptotic process; proteolysis
Cellular component (GO): cytoplasm
Molecular function (GO): cysteine-type endopeptidase activity
Source: RefSeq, a predicted model, not a curated record